AUGCAGGGUGAGUUGGCUGACGUACUUCUCAUCCGUGGCCUCGCAGAGCCUGAGUCUCGACUCGCAUGUCUCAGUCGGUGCUCGGCUCAGCUGCGAGUGCUCGCUGCCGAUCCUCAAGUCUCUGAAGAUGAUCCACUCACGAGACGUGAAAACACUUUUUGGUUGGACGACGAGGAGGGCGGCGAGGCCGAUCAAGCGAUCGGCAUCCACUUGGACUCGAAGAGGAAAUCGAAAAAGGAUGAAUGGGGCCUAGAAACUGGGACUGCCAGACAUCUUUUCUUCUCAUCGCCUCACCUUUCCAGUUUACCCGAAAUUCUCACUCGGCUGGCCGUCUUUGAACCGCUAAUCUGGCCGGUUCAGACAGUCUCGAGCCGACCGGAGGUCACUUUCAUCCGAAUCAGCACCGCCAUCCGGUAG
Molecule: messenger RNA, 417 nt
Organism: Protopolystoma xenopodis
Lineage: Eukaryota; Metazoa; Platyhelminthes; Monogenea; Polystomatidea; Polystomatidae
Source: the annotation of a GenBank genome assembly